This is a messenger RNA of Alnus glutinosa, 1340 nucleotides long. RefSeq lists its product as uncharacterized. Bases 98 to 1111 code for a protein of 337 amino acids. NCBI's taxonomy places the organism in Eukaryota, Viridiplantae, Streptophyta, Magnoliopsida, Fagales, Betulaceae. The record is from RefSeq and is a predicted model, not a curated record. The transcript has 2 exons.
UCCUCCAACAGUGCCAACACCAUAAAGCAAAAACGAAACCCACACCCCCCACAUAUCCUCUCUCACACAAAGAAAGAGAGACACUUCCUUCGUACCAAUGUCCCCGAACCGACCAGUCUUCUCCGUCUUUGUUUUCUUCUCCAUUCUUCUGCCCGCCUCUACGGGUCUGCCAAACCCCGACCCGGCCACAAUCCUGCCAUUCCACCCAACCCAAUCUUCACCAGGAACAAUCCCUGCAUUCCCCGAACAAUCCAAUGUGGCCGGCUGCCCGCUAGACCUCCCGGAUGAGCUUUUCCACGGGAUAAAGGCCGCGUGUGGCGCCGCAAAGGAUGGCGCCGAUGGGCAGCUCCACCGCAGCCGGUGCUGCCCUGUGCUAGCCACGUGGCUGUACGCUGCCUACUCUGCCACAGCCCUAGGGAGGGCGAGCAGAGUGGGCGCCGCCGCUGCAGGUCAUAGCAGUGCCACCACGACGUCGUAUGACCUUCCGCUUCUGCCGGACGAUUCAGAAACCUGCGUGGAUGACUUGGGGAAAGCCCUCAAGGAAAAGGGAAUACAAGUGGCGAGACCCAAUGAAACCUGUGAUGUAAUGUACUGUUACUGCGGCAUAAGGCUGCACCCGCUGAGCUGCCCGGAGGCGUUCUCGGUGACCCAGAUGGGGAAACUUGUUGGGGAUGACAGUGUGAAGAGGUUGGAGAGGGAUUGCUUGAGUAGCAGCUCCAAUGUCAACGCAUUUCCAGGUCUUGGUGGGUGCUCCAGGUGCUUGAACAGUCUCUAUAUGCUUAACAAGAAGAAAGCUUUAAAUUCAAGCAAAUCAGAGGCCAGGACCACAAAAAUGCACAACAAGGAGUGCCAGCUCAUGGGACUGACAUGGCUGCUCGCCAAGAAUCGAACGGCUUACAUUCACACAGUUUCGGCGGUCAUCCGAGCAAUCAUGAUGAGCACGACCGGCUCUGAUCCUCGGUCGUGCACUCUGGACAGCGACGGAAUGCCUCUAGCAGUCGAUUCCUCUGAAUUCUACGGCCAUUCUUCAUCAAACAACCACCUUAGAGCACCCAUCUACCUCUGCCUGUUGUUACUUUGUUGCCUGUAUAUGUUGUUCACCUUCCAGUGACAGUCAGUAGUUGUUGUUCUCUGUUUUGUUGUUGGUAAUAUGAGAAUGCCCUGUUUGUUGUUUGUAGCUGUUAGUGUAGGGUAAACUAGAAUGUUUUAUUGAUUAGGCAUUUCCUGCAAAUUGAAAGAAACUUCUGAUGUGGGCCUCCAAUAACAUGUGCUAUAGACGCUACUGCUUGGUUUUGGAGAGACAAUUUUUUCAAUUAUGGCCCUUGUUUUGGUAGCAUUCA